Messenger RNA from Sporothrix brasiliensis 5110, 1215 nucleotides. Its product is annotated as U3 small nucleolar ribonucleoprotein LCP5. Gene Ontology annotation, biological process: maturation of SSU-rRNA from tricistronic rRNA transcript (SSU-rRNA, 5.8S rRNA, LSU-rRNA). The transcript has a single exon. Gene Ontology annotation, cellular component: small-subunit processome; nucleolus. Lineage: Eukaryota; Fungi; Ascomycota; Sordariomycetes; Ophiostomatales; Ophiostomataceae. Bases 1 to 1215 code for a protein of 404 amino acids. The record is from RefSeq and is a predicted model, not a curated record.
AUGGCGACAUCAACAUUACCACAGCUUCUGGAGUCGCUCCAGAAGUCUGUCGUCUCCGUGUCCGAUGCGACCCCGAAGCUGUCGGCCCUCACGCCGCCCGAAGACGGCCUUUCGCUGCUCGACGUCAAGAACGAACUUCUCCUCAGCUACCUCGAGCACAUGGUCUUCUUAAUACUGUUGAAGCUGCGCAGAGUCGCUUCUUCGUCUCCAUCCGAUUCCGAUGCUGAUCUGAGCCUCGAGACCUCCGAUUUGGGCCAAUCCGUGGUCAAGAAGCUUGUCGAGCUGCGUCUCUACCUCGAAAAGGGCGUCCGGCCGCUCGAGGAGAAGCUGCGCUACCAGGUCGAGAAAGCACUGCGGGCCGCCGAAGAGGUCGAGCGUAGGGCAAAGCAAAAGACAGACGAGGCCGAGGCGGCUGCCGCAGAGUCCGACUCGGGCUCGGACUCCGACUCCGACUCUGGUUCUGGAUCGGACGCGGAGGAUGACGAAGACGAGGACGCUGCAUUCGGUAACGAGGAAGAGGUGUCUGCCAGCCGGCCGAAUCGCAGCGCGUUUGUCCGCCCGGCCACGUCGACGGCUGCCGCCGCGGCUGCCAAGGCCAAGGUGGGCGGCAGCGGCGCCGAGGCCGACAGCAGCAGUGGCGGCGUCUACCGCCCGCCCAAGAUCGCACCGACCAUGAUGCCCACAACCGAGCGCCGCGAGAAGCGCGCCCGCGGCCCGCUCAAGUCGGCGACCAUGGACGAGUUCAUUGCCGACGAGCUGUCGACGGCGCCCAUUGCUGAGCUCAGCGUCGGCGCCAACAUUGCCGGCCGCGGCCGCCACAUGACGACGGCUGCAGAGCGCCAGCGCGAGGAGGAGCGCCGCGAGUACGAAGAAGCCAACUUUGUGCGCAUGCCCAAGGCAAGCAAGAAGGAGCGCGCCAAGCGGGCUGCCGAGCAGGGCGGCAGCAGCCAGAUGAGCUUUGGCGGCGAGGAGUGGCGCGGCCUGGGCGAAGGCGUGGACCGGAUCAACCGUCUGACGCAGCGCAAGAGCGGCGGCGGCGGUGCAGCCGGCACGCGCUCGAUGCUAGACAAGAGCCGCAAGCGGGGCAUCGACACGAUCGACGGACCCCGGGCCAGCGGUGCCGGUGCCGGCCACGAGGACAGCAUGGUUGGUGGACGGUUCCAGAAGAAAUUGCGGCUGCACCAGGUGGGCCGCCGCGACCGUGGAAAGAAGUGA